Molecule: messenger RNA, 7111 nt
Organism: Nycticebus coucang (slow loris)
Lineage: Eukaryota; Metazoa; Chordata; Mammalia; Primates; Lorisidae
Gene: WIZ
Product: WIZ zinc finger
Exons: 13
Coding region: 487-6141 (1884 amino acids)
Biological process (GO): regulation of transcription by RNA polymerase II
Cellular component (GO): nucleus
Molecular function (GO): RNA polymerase II cis-regulatory region sequence-specific DNA binding; DNA-binding transcription factor activity, RNA polymerase II-specific
Source: RefSeq, a predicted model, not a curated record
CCCUACCUCCGAGCGUCCCGCGGGGUCUCCUGCCCCGAGGUGCACGGGCGUAGAGCGCAUUCCCUAGACCCUGGACCUUAGAGGGGUGCGCUGGCCCGGCGCAGCCCCCACCUCUGCGACCCCCGGGGGCCGUCUGGGUGGAAGCCCCCUCCCCAAGCUGCCAAAGUGCUCCGAAGUUGCGGUCCCGCCGGUUCCCCUCCGGCAGUGCCCACCCGGUGGGCAACGGCAGGUGCUUCCUUCGGGCCUGGGCAGAGACCCUCACCAAGACUGCCAGCCCACGGACGAACCCCCUGGGGUCCCCAGGCCCCCGAGGGCAGCGCUUGCAACCAGGCCUGGAGCCCUGGCCCCGCCCCGGUUGCCUGGGCCCGGCCUCCCCACCAUCUCCCUCGGGAGGGCGCCUCAUUCCUGCCCUUCACUUUCUGCUGUUACCUUGAAGACUCACAAUGCCUCGCUGAGCACCUGAGUGGAACCCAUCAGAGGAUAUCCAUGGAGGGGUCCCUGGCAGGUGGCCUGGCUGCACCGGAUCAUCCUCGAGGCCCAGAGAGAUUGCAUGGCCCAGUGCCAAGGGAGGACAUCGAGGGUGGGGCCAAAGCUGCUGAGGGGGAAGGUGGCAUCUUCCGGUCUACCCAUUACCUGCCUGUCACCAAGGAGGACAUUCUGGAUGGCAGAGGUGGCAUUUCUGACGGGCAGCCCCAUCCCGGCCUCAGCGAAGCCCUCCCCCGUGCCACCUCCGCCACCCAUCGGAUCAGCAGCUGCUGCUGGGAUGGAGGCAGCCUGGACUUCCAACUGGGCUCCCCGCCACCCCAUCUCCUGGGCCACUUCCCUGGCCCCCCUGAUGGCCAGGGACCCUGGGAGCACCCCAUGGUUCAGGAGGCUGGGGAGGGCAUCCUACCUGAGCGAAGGUUCGAGGACUCAGUCAUUGUGAGAACCAUGAAACCCCAUACUAAGCUUGAGGGCUCUAGAAAGUUCUUGUACCAUCGGGGUGAACCAAAGCUCUUGGAGAAAGCCCCCCAGGGCUGCCCCAGGUUCGAAUGGCUCCUGAAUGAGGAUGAGCAGGGUCCCCACCAGGAAGCAGGGCUGCACUUGGACCUGCCUCCCCAGCCACCACCUCCACCACUUGCCCCCUUCAGGAGGGUGUUUGUGCCUGUGGAAGACAAUCCCAAGGCUUUGGACUUGGCAGUGGUGGACACCAGAGAAGAUCUGGAGGAUCUCGAAGGACUGGCCCAGCCAUCUGAGUGGGGCCUGCCCACAUCAGCCUCAGAAGUGGCCACACAGACCUGGACAGUGAACUCAGAGGCAUCUGUGGAGCGGCUGCAGCCACUGCUGCCCCCUAUUCGGACCAGACCCUACCUGUGCGAGCUAUUAGAGGAGGUGGCUAAGGGGGUGACCAGCCCCGACGAGGAGGAGGAUGAGGAGCCAGCUGUGUUCCCGUGCAUUGAAUGCAGCAUCUACUUCAAGCAGAAGGAACACCUCCUGGAACAUAUGAGCCAGCACCGCCGAGCCCCAGGCCAGGAGCCUCCCACUGACAUCACCCCACUGGCCUGUGGUGAAUGUGGCUGGGCCUUCUCGGACCCUGCCACCCUUGAGCAGCACCGGCAGCUGCACCAGGCCUCCCGGGAGAAGAUCAUUGAGGAGAUCCAGAAGCUCAAGCAAGUCCCAGGUGACAAGGGCCGGGAGGCACGCCUACAGUGUCCCAACUGUGUCUUUGGCACCAAUUCCUCCAGGGCCUUUGUGCAGCAUGCCAAGUUGCAUAUGAGGGAACCACCAGGCCGUGCCACCAAGGAGCCUUUUGGGGGUGGCAGCAGAGCUGGCAGUCCAGGUCCUGAGGCCAGCACCCUCAUCUAUCAACCCUACGGAGCCACCUCGGGCUUCAGUGCCUGCAUCUUCUGUGGUUUCCCAGCGCCCAGUGAGAGCCUGCUCAGAGAGCACGUGAGGCUGGCCCAUGCCCGUCCCCACUGGGAAGAGGAUAGUGAGGCUUUUGAGGAGGACCCUGCCAGCCAGCCAGGCACUAGCCAGGAUGUGUACUUCCCUGACGCCACUGAGGACUACUUUGGCAAAGCUCAGCCACGCUUGGCCCCCACAUGGCAGGAGAGCCCUGCUGGAUAUGACCCCAGCCUGUCCUUUGGCCCAGGCUGCCAGCAGCUGGGCAUGAGGGAUUUUCCGCUACCAAAGCCACUCCCGCAUGGCUCUGGCCAGAGGCCUCUUGGAAGGCUGGUCUUUCCCUCCCCGCUAGCAUCCACUCCCUACUCCUUACAACUUAGUAGGAAGAAAAGCACCAUCCACUCACAGGGCCUGGGAGAUCAGAGGCACCCUUGGAGUGAAGAGGAGGAGGAAGAGGAGGAGAACGAUGACAUAGUGCUGACCUCUGAGAUGGAUUUUUCCCCCGAAAAUGGGGACUUGGCACCCCCUGCACCCUCCAGCCUCAUCCCUCAACCAGCCCUAGAGCUGAAGCAGACAUUUCGGGAAGCCCUGCGGACAGCCAAGGCCUCACAGGCCCAGCAGUGGCAGCUCCAAGGGAUGGUGCCCAUCGUGCUGGUGGCAAAGCUUGGGCCACAAGUCAUGGCAGCCGCAGCAGCCAGGGUGACCCCGAGGCUGCAGCCUGAGGAGCUAGGUCUAAUAGGCACCCACCCACUGGACUUCCUACUCCUGGAUGCACCACUGGGCAGCCAGCUGGGGCUGGACACACUCCUGGAUGGGGAUCCAGCAGUGGGGCUGAAGCACGAAGAGCGGAAAUGCCCCUAUUGCCCUGAUCGCUUCCACAAUGGCAUCGGCUUGGCCAACCAUGUCCGGGGCCACCUGAACCGCGUAGGUGUCAGCUACAACGUGCGGCAUUUCAUCUCUGCUGAAGAGGUGAAAGCCAUUGAGCGCAGAUUCUCCUUCCAGAAGAAGAAGAAAAAAGUGGCCAACUUUGACCCAGCCACCUUCAGCCUGAUGCGCUGUGACUUCUGCGGGGCUGGCUUUGACACACGGGCUGGUCUCUCCAGCCACGCCCGGGCCCACCUGCGUGAUUUCGGCAUCACCAACUGGGAGCUCACCGUCUCACCCAUCAACAUCUUGCAGGAACUGCUGGCCACUUCUGCCACUGAGCGAUCUCCCAGCCCCCUAAGCCGGGAGCCUGGCGGUCCACCUGGCAGCUUCCUGACCUCCCAUCGGCCUCGCUUACCUCUCACAGUGUCCUUUCCACCUACCUGGGCUGAGGACCCUGGGCCAGCCUACGGAGAUGGCCUAGGUUCUGAGGAAAAUGCAAUGGUGGCCAUGGACUUGGGCUCCCCCCCACUUCUUAAGAAGACCCUACCUGUCCCUGGGGUCCUGGAGCAGGUGGCUAGUCGGCUGAGCAGCAAAGUGGCUGCAGAGGUUCCUCAUGGCAGCAAACAGGAGCUGCCUGACCUCAAGGCCCAGAGCCUGACCACCUGCGAGGUCUGUGGUGCCUGCUUUGAGACCCGCAAGGGACUGUCUAGCCACGCUCGAUCCCACCUACGACAGCUAGGAGUGGCAGAGUCGGAGAGCAGCGGCGCGCCCAUCGACCUCCUCUACGAGCUUGUGAAGCAGAAGGGCCUACCUGACACGCACCUUGGGCUGCCCCCAGGCCUGGCUAAGAAAUCCAGCUCACUGAAGGAAGUGGUUGCUGGGGUCCCCCGGCCUGGCCUGCUCAAUCUGGCCAAGCCCCUGGAUGCCCCAGCUGUCAACAAAGCCAUCAAGUCACCUCCUGGCUUCUCGGCCAAGGGCCUGGCCCACCCACCAAGCUCUCCACUACUCAAGAAGGCACCGCUGGCCUUGGCAGGCUCCCCUACUCCCAAGAAUCCUGAGGACAAGAGCCCCCAGCUGUCCCUGAGCCCCCGGCCGGCCUCCCCAAAGGCACAGUGGCCUCAGUCUGAGGACGAGGGGCCCCUAAACCUCACUUUAGAUAGUGACGGGGGCAGAGAGCUGGACUGCCAGCUGUGCGGUGCCUGGUUUGAGACCCGAAAGGGCCUGUCCAGCCACGCCCGCGCCCACCUGCGCCACCUGGGCGUCAGCGAUCCGGACGCCAAGGGAUCCCCCAUAGACGUGCUCCACGGGCUCAUCAGGAGGGACGGCGUCCAGAUCCGCCUCCCACCCGGGCGUGGAGCCCUGGCCCAGCUGGGGCGGCCUCCUCCCGCCUCUGCGGGCCUCUCCUUGCUCCCCCCCCCACCGCCGGCCAAGAAGGCCAAGCUGAAGGCCUCGGGUAUGGCCAGCCCCUGGGGGAAGCAGGACCUCUCGGCCGCCGGCAUUUUCUGGGCCUCUGAUGUGGAGCCGUCUCCUCUCAACCUCUCCUCAGGCCCAGAGCCAGCACGAGACAUCCGCUGUGAGUUCUGCGGCGAGUUCUUCGAGAAUCGCAAGGGCCUAUCAAGCCAUGCACGCUCCCACCUGCGGCAGAUGGGUGUGACUGAGUGGUACGUCAAUGGCUCACCCAUUGACACGCUACGGGAGAUCCUGAAGAGACGGACCCAAUCUCGGUCUGGCGGACCCCCCAACCCACCAGGGCCCAGCCCAAAAGGCCUGGCCAAGGUGAUAGGCAGCGGAGGUCCUGGCAGCUCACUGGAAGCCCGCAGCCCCUCGGACCUUCAUAUCUCUCCCCUGGCCAAGAAGUUGCCACCGCCACCAGGCAGCCCCUUAGGCCACUCACCAACUGCCUCUCCUCCCACGGCCAGGAAGAUGUUCCCAGGCUUGGCCUCACCCUCCCUGCCCAAGAAGCUGAAGCCUGAACAAAUGCGGGUGGAGAUCAAACGGGAGAUGCUGCCGGGGGCCCUUCAUGGGGAGCCACACCCAUCUGAGGGUCCCUGGGGGGCGCCGCGGGAAGACAUGACACCCUUGAAUCUGUCGUCCCGGGCAGAGCCGGUGCGCGACAUCCGCUGUGAGUUCUGUGGUGAGUUCUUCGAGAACCGCAAGGGUCUGUCAAGCCACGCUCGCUCCCACCUGCGACAGAUGGGUGUGACAGAGUGGUCCGUCAAUGGCUCUCCCAUCGACACGCUACGGGAGAUCCUCAAGAAGAAGUCCAAGCCAUGCCUCAUCAAGAAGGAGCCACCUGCUGGAGACCUGGCCCCUGCCUUGGCUGAGGAUGGCCCCCCAACAGUGGCCCCUGGGCCCAUGCAGUCCCCACUGCCACUGUCGCCCCUGGCUGUCCGACCAGGCAAACCAGGAGUGGGGCCAGCCCAGGUUCCCCGAGAGCUCAGCCUGACACCCAUCACUGGGUCCAAGCCCUCAGCUACCAGCUACCUGGGCUCAGUGGCAGCCAAGCGGCCUCUGCAGGAGGACCGCCUCCUCCCAGCAGAGGUCAAGGCCAAGACCUACAUCCAGACUGAGUUGCCCUUCAAGGCAAAGACCCUCCACGAGAAGACUUCCCACUCCUCCACUGAAGCCUGCUGUGAGCUGUGUGGCCUUUACUUUGAAAACCGCAAGGCCCUGGCUAGCCAUGCACGGGCGCACCUGCGACAAUUUGGUGUGACCGAAUGGUGCGUGAACGGCUCACCCAUCGAGACUCUGAGCGAGUGGAUCAAGCAUCGCCCACAGAAGGUGGGCGCUUACCGCAGCUACAUCCAGGGUGGCCGCCCCUUCACAAAGAAGUUUCGUAGUGCUGGCCAUGGCCGUGAUGGCGACAAGCGGCCACCCCUGGGGCUGGCACCUGGGGGCCUGACCAUUUUGGGCCGCAGUGCCGGGGGGGAGCCAGGGCCUGAGGCUGGCCGGGCAGCUGACAGUGGUGAGCGGCCUCUAGCAGCCAGUCCCCCAGGCACAGUGAAGGCUGAGGAGCACCAGCGGCAGAACAUUAACAAAUUUGAGCGCCGACAAGCCCGCCCUCCAGAUGCCUCUGCAUCCCGGGGGGGUGAGGAGGCUAAUGACCUGCAGCAGAAGCUGGAGGAGGUGCGGCAACCCCCGCCCCGUGUCCGGCCGGUUCCCUCUCUAGUGCCCCGGCCCCCCCAGACAUCACUUGUCAAGUUUGUUGGCAACAUCUAUACCCUCAAAUGCAGGUUCUGUGAAGUGGAAUUCCAGGGCCCCCUCUCCAUCCAGGAAGAGUGGGUACGGCACUUACAGCGGCACAUCCUGGAGAUGAAUUUCUCCAAAGCAGACCCCCAGCCUGAGGAGUCCCAGGCCCCACAGGCACAGACAGCAGCGGCAGAGGCUCCCUAACACAAAAGCAUUCCAGAUCCCCUCUUGUGCCACCUCUGUCUCUCCUCCUUUUCCUCAUCUUUCUCUUUUUCCUCCUCCUCUAUGUCCUCUUCCCUCUUCUCCCUUUUUCUUUUCCGUUUCCAAAGGAGCAAGCCAAAACCUCAAACCGGCACCCCUUGGGGGGCCAGGCACACUACAGUGGGGACACCCAUCCCCCAGCCCAAGGACUCUGGGGCCACAGGGUGUCUUCCUUCAGCCCUAGACUAUCUGGUCUGGCACCGGCAGCAGCCACAUCUUUGGUGGCAGCCAAUCUGAUCACAGGGGAGGAUAGUACCCCCCUGAGUCUAGCAGCCAGGCAGGGCAUGUCUGCCACCUGUGGCCAUUUGCAAAGACCCCAAAGACCCCUGUUUUGGAUCCCUCUCAUCCCCAUGAAUAUCCUCUUAGACGCAUAUACAUGUGAACACUCACCUCGUGAGACCGGGAUCUGCCCUAGCCCCCCAGUUCCCGAGUUGAACGAGCAUGUCAUGCCACGGUGCUUGCUCAGGGGAAGCCAUGCUCCCUCUGUGGGGCCCACUACAGCCUAGAGGCGCCCCCCCCCCAGGCCACAAUGCCACGGAAAUCCUUGUUGGCUGCCCCCAGAGCUAAGAGCUGACAGCUGCCUCCUGCCAUGUCAAGGCUCCCCAAGAGCCUCAGGGGCUCCAGGGCCCUGGGAGGGUGGGGUGGAGGGUGGGACACUCCUCCUGCACACCUGCCUCCCUCUCUCUUUUCACUGUUGCUUUCUAUGUAUAGGUCCCUAGACCUCUCACUUUUUUAAAAAGGCGUUUUGUGUAGAGAUUAAGGAACGUGGAUCUUUUUAUUUUGCAAUCCUGGGCCAGCUAGAAACCCGGAGCUGAUUUGACCUUUUGACUUUUUUCAGUGGCCACGUUUUGGUUAUCGAUGUACCUAGAAGUAUGUAAAUUAGAUUAAAUUUCUCUUCUGGAAACACCCUGGG